Notodromas monacha is the source of this 3615-nucleotide messenger RNA. The record is from the annotation of a GenBank genome assembly. NCBI's taxonomy places the organism in Eukaryota, Metazoa, Arthropoda, Ostracoda, Podocopida, Cyprididae.
UUUACAGAAAUAUUUUACAAUUGCGGAAGGUAAGGUGGGAAUGGAUCGUUCCUUUUCGACUCGGUCACACUUGAAGCGUGGGACGAGAACUGUUGGAUUGAAUAGCAGUUCCAUAACGCCACACGGAAAAAACCAUACAUUGGUGCAAGUUGGCAAAGGAUGUCCUUCGUAUUCCGAUUUGUCCAAAGAUGCGGAUGCAGCAAGCUUUCUACCUGUACGAAUGUGGAAUGAUUGGGCUUGGCUGGUACGAGACGCAAAAAUCGUUGUGUGGAGGCAUACCUCUUCCAAGGAAGCUGUGCGUUCGGGGAUUUACGAAUUCGGACUUCCAGACACUGGACUGAUUCACAAAGUCGACCUCGUUCAUGUGUUCUCUGACCCUACGAAUCCGGAUUCUGUUGCUUGUCUCGCCGUUUUGCCCGAAGGCAAACUCGUCCUUUGGCCUGACAUCCUCAGAACUUCACCGAGAAUCGAAAUGAUACUUGAUCUUGGGGGACAAGAAUGCGAAGGUUUGGUUCCUGUUUGGCCAGUUGGUUGUUUGCUGACGACCACGUCAGGAAAUGUGAUUCUGCUAGCACCCGAUCUCGAGUCAACACCCGAAAAAGUCGAGUAUCGUCCACUACGGGUCUUUCAAGGCAUGUUUGCUGGUGUCCGUCAUCGUCUAGCGAACAUGAUUUUCGGGCAUUCAAUGGAACAAGGUGUUCAAAAGAUCGUGCGGGUUGCAGCAGCAUGGAAUGAUGAUGCGUUAGAUGUGUAUGUCAUGGUUGGGUCGAUUUUGCGGAAAUGGUGCGUUACUCCGACUCUGGACGGAUACGACAAUCUGGUCGCCGAAUGUCACAUAGAUUCUUUGCUGAGAAAGGCCUAUGGAGAACAGUUGAAGCUAUCGGAAGAUCGUGUUUGCACUUGGAUUUUGGAUAUGACAUGGAGCCAGGCAGGUGUUGUUGUUCUCGCUGGAGGUGCAAAGGUCGACUCGCAAGACGAUGGAAUUCAUGUUUGUGUCGGUUUCCUCGAUGUUGGGAACGAAGAUGUUCCCGCGAGGUUCACCAAACUCUUGGAUGUGAGACGCGAAGUUGUUUCAUCGAAUUUCGAAGCGUCUUUAUCGGCGCAUCGUCUUCUUGCUGCGGGCGGGUUCCUUGCAGUGUAUCAUCCGACAUUCUUGUGUUGCCUUUCCGUUGACAAAGGUGUUGGGAAGAGGAUGACGUGUUUUCAAAUCGAAAAUGAUACGCUGGUUGGCUGGGGAGUCGCGGGAGAGUCGAAUGAUGAAGCUGCGUCUCUGUACUUCCAUUCUGCGAAUGCAGGAACUUUCAAGCUGUUGAGGAAUUACGUUUUGCCGCAAACGGAAGAGUUUUCAGCAAGUAUGCUGGACGCGUCUUCACUGCGAUCAAUGGAUGCUUCGGAGAGAUCAAUCAGGGAUGAUCGCAGCGUUUGUGAGGAGAGCGUAAAAACUGAUGUGGAUCGUUUCGAAACUGAAUCAACAUCGAGUGUGUUCGGUGGACACCGAGCACCGGCCAUUCGUCGGAUAAACAGGAAGGCUAUAGAUGCCAUGUGCAAUUGCGACGACAGCUCAGUCCGGUUGAAGGCUGCUGUCAUUUUGUAUGCCGCGGAUGAAGAGAUCGUUGCCAGAGAGAUCCUCAGCAAGAUGUUGCCUCAGGGCAUGAUGCAGCAGUGGGCCGGAUCAUGCGAUGCCUUCUUGGACAAAACCGUGAUCGCUUGCUCGCGAGAUAACAUCCUGGACGAUUAUCCGACGCAUGAUCCAAGAUGGAGUUCCAGAAUCGGUCCAGGAACCGGUGGUGUGACGAAUUCUAUGGUUUUGAUGCAUCAAGUCAAAGACAAGAGGAAAGUGCAUAAUAUCUUCAUGGAAUUCCUCAUGAGCACGAAUCUCAUGACCGUUCUGGCGACGGUGAACGUUGAUCAGAGGGUGAUGGCCACGUGUCACGUGUUGGCAGAAGAUGCAGAAAAGCUUUGUGUUGCUGAAAUGUUGCUCACUCUGCGUCCAAAAGUCGGCCACGUAUUUGACGAAUUGCUGAAGGCAAUUAACGUGGAACGAAGUGAAAAGGAGAGGUCUAUUCCGAAACUGGAGCUGUUUUUCCGGAAAAUUUCGAGCGUUGGUAAAUUUUUUACUCACGGUUUACACGAGUGGCAGAAGAUUUCUUCGGAUCCGCAAUUCGACGUUGAGAAUGAAGUCUGGCGCUCACAAGUCAUUUCCUUCACUAAGCUUCUCUCGACUUGUCUCGAGUCGGUGAUGGAUAUGAGGAUGGAGAAUCCGGAUUUGUACGUUAUACCGGAGAAUAUGGACUUCCAUUGGGAGUAUGUGCCGUGGACAUCAUCGAAGGACUUCAGAAACAUGAUCAUUCGACAGCUGGAAAUCUGCGUGCAAAGCGGUGGGUUCGACCCGCGCAAGGGAGAGUUGUACGUGGCUUUGGAGAGACCCGUACAAAUCCUGGUUGACUUCCUGUUGGACGGCUACAAGAAGCAGCUGGAUUCCAUGCCGAAGCAAGGUCGUUUUGACGCUGUGCGCGAGGAGUUCUUGAAACUGAGGAAGCAGUACCUUGUGUUGCUUUGUGAUCGUCGAGACUGCGAAGACUUCGCGUUGCGGAAGGCGGAGGAGUAUCGGGACUUUGAUCUCAUUUGCAAGAUUGGUUUCAGGAGCAGUGAUUGGACCUUGGUGAAGAACUUUUGUGACCUGUUUGCAGAUGAGAAUUUUGCGGAACACGCGUUUCUAUGGCUUUUGAAGAACAAGCGACGCGGAGAUGCGCUCAAAUUUGCGCUUGCAAUCCAAUGUGAAGAAACUAUCAAGAAAUUUCCCAACAUGUAUUGGGCGUAUCUCGGAGAGCAGAAUCGAUACCAAGACGCUGCGAAAGUCAUGCACACGGCUGCGAUGCGGGAAGAUACUUAUGCCAAAAGAAAACUGAAAAUGUUGGCUGGUGCCCGAUUGUUCUUGGCGUUACUACAAAAGCAGCGUAGCCCAGGAAUGCUGUCUUCAGACGAACAAGAAAUGUCAGCUGAAAUCCAGUACGAAGCCGAGAUCUUGCAAUACCAGGAACGGGUACCGAAACCGGUACUGGCGAAUUUCGGGAUGAAGAGCUUUGAUGAAGGAGCACCACCUAUGAACAUUUCCGACAUCAUUCAGGUUUAUGCUUCGACGGAAAAUGCCGAAGCCACGCCGCAAAUGUUCGCGGAAACAUUCAGGGCUUCUUGUCUGCUCCGUUUCAAUCGCGGGAAAGUGCAGAGGUUGAGGCAAUAUAUCUGGUGUUGCGCAAUGAAGAGGGAUGAUUGGAAAAAGGUCGGUGUCGAAGAAGAAGAAAUGCGAAAAACUUUCGCUUUCAGAGUCGCAGAAGAAGCUUUUGACGUACAGCCAUAUUUUUCAGACGACGUGAAAUUGGCGUGCAUCGAUGCUUUGGCAGACAUAACAACGUGUGAAGAAUUGGGCCCCAUGCGAGGAUCUGAUGAUUUCACGUACAAGCUCGGCAUAUUUGUGGAACUUGUGGCAAAUAAUUUCGGCAUCGUUCAAUGAGCGAUUCGUUCAUCCAUGCGUCUCUUUUUUUUUAUCGAUUUCCGUAUCGAAUUCUGCCAAAACCGUUUUUUGGUUCUGGUAAAUGUAUUUUCUUCAUGAGUGAA